AUGCCCAACUAUGUGAAGUUUUUGAAAGAUAUUUUAACUAAAAAGAGGAGGCUCGGUGAGUUUGAAACAGUGGCGUUGACUGAAGGGUGUAGUGCCAUAUUGAAGAGUAAAAUUCCUCCUAAAUUGAAGGAUCCGGGCAGCUUCACAAUUCCUUGUUCUAUUGGUGGUAGAGACGUUGGUGGAGCACUUUGUGACUUGGGGGCUAGUAUCAAUUUGAUGCCCAUGUCAAUUUUCAAGAAGUUGGGGAUUGGAGAAGCAAGACCAACUACAAUAACUUUGCAAUUAGCGGAUCGUUCUAUGGCGCACUCGGAAGGAAAAAUUGAAGAUGUACUUGUGCAAGUUGACAAAUUCAUCUUUCCGGCUGAUUUCAUCAUCCUUGAUUAUGAAGCGGAUAGAGAUUUUCCGGAUGAGGUUGAGGAAUGUAAUUGGCUAAGUGUAAUUGAGUCUAUUGUUGCUGAAAAAUUCCACAAGGAAGCUUGUAAAGAUGGAGUGGGGGUGAGGUCACUUGAAGAGCUUGAAAGCUUAAGUAAAGAGGAAGAAAGCCAAGUUACAUAG
Humulus lupulus (European hop) is the source of this 555-nucleotide messenger RNA. RefSeq lists its product as uncharacterized. The record is from RefSeq and is a predicted model, not a curated record. Bases 1 to 555 code for a protein of 184 amino acids. The transcript is spliced from 2 exons. NCBI's taxonomy places the organism in Eukaryota, Viridiplantae, Streptophyta, Magnoliopsida, Rosales, Cannabaceae.